Centropristis striata (black sea bass) is the source of this 2488-nucleotide messenger RNA. Its product is annotated as kelch-like protein 34. Bases 44 to 1843 code for a protein of 599 amino acids. Gene Ontology annotation, molecular function: protein binding. The record is from RefSeq and is a predicted model, not a curated record. NCBI's taxonomy places the organism in Eukaryota, Metazoa, Chordata, Actinopteri, Perciformes, Serranidae. The transcript has a single exon.
UUUCUCUGAAGCUUUCUCUCUCCUCUCACCUCUUAUCUUUUGGAUGGAUAGCUACUCCUUGCUCUACAGUUCCUCCCAUAGAACCGGACUUCUCUCCGGCUUCCAGCGGCUGCGCACUCAGAGGAGCAUGUGUGAUGUCGUCCUGGAGGCCGGCGGUGUACCCUUCCCCUGUCAUCGCGCCCUUUUGGCCAGCUCCAGCGAGUAUUUUUGGGCCUUGUUUGGAGAGACUACCGCUGAGAGAUUAGCGGGCUCCAUUAGCCUCCCGGUGCUAACACCUGAGGGUUUAGACGCCAUUCUGGACUUCCUGUAUUCCGGCUGGCUCAGCUUAUCACCGCCGACUCUUCCUGUGGUCUUGGAGGCGGCCAGGUACCUGCAGGUGGAGACGGCCGUGUCGAUAUGCGAGCGCUUCAUGACCGAUGGUUUAAACGCUGACAACUGCUGCUGCUAUGCUAACCUGGCCGAGCUCCACGCCCUUGCAGACACACUUGAAGCUGCCAAUCAAACUGUCGCGAUUGAGAUGGGGACAUUGCUGCAGGAAAGCAGGGACGACCUCCUCAGGCUGAACAUCCAAUCGCUGAUGGCGGUGCUCGAUGCGGACGAGAUACCCGGCGUCAAGGAGAUGGAGCUCGUAAAGCUGGCUCUGGAUUGGCUGAAUGAGAAUGGGCCCCUCCCUCUGCUGAAAUCAAAUCUCCUGCUGAGUCGUCUGCGCUUCGGAUUGGUCGCCCCCGGUGAUCUCGCCAAUCUUAGCCACGCCCACAAAGCCAUGGGGACACCACUCAUCAGGAGCCAGCUGACCCGGGCGCUGGAGUACCACAGGAUGGGUCCAGCUCAGCCGAUCAGCCAGAGCAAACAGACGACACUCAGAUCCACGCCCAAUCGCGUGUUGCUGGUGGGCGGAGGCUCGAGCCCUGAUUGGCCGGAGCAGCAGAUGAUGGCAUUCGAUCCGAGCAGCAGGAAGUUCUCGUCUCUGAGCUCCAGCAUCCCGUUACGAGUGCGAAAUCACUGCGUGUGCUCGGCGGGAGGUUUCCUCUUCGUGAUCGGAGGAGAGGAAGUUAAAGAAGGAGACGAGGACGGGAAAAAGUCCGUCACAGUGGGGACGUCCAACCAGGUGUGGCGCUACGACCCUCGCUUUGACAGCUGGGAGGAGGUGGAGUCCAUGCUGGAGAAGCGCGCGCAGUUCACCUGCUGCGUGGUUGAGGACGCUAUUUAUGUCAUCGGGGGGCGACACAAGCAACCAGACGCCAACACGUACACGUCUUUAGCUUCUGUCGAGUUUUACGACAUGGCCACAGGGGCGUGGAGGAGAGGAGCAACGAUGCCCUGCCCCCUUUAUGGCCAUGCUUCCGCCGUUCUUGACAGUAGCAUCUAUGUGUCAGGUGGUCUCCCGGGCAACCAGGGCGGCAGCAACCACGUUGAUAACCAGGAUGACCACAGAGAGAGCAGCAAGGAAGUCUUGUUCUGGGACCUGAAGAGCAGAGUCUGGGAGAAGCGAGCGCCAAUGUCUAUCGCCAGGUUCAGCCAUCGCCUGGCAACCGCCCACGGCUACAUCUACGCCCUGCUGGGGAUGUAUGAGCCUUUCUGCGAUAUCGAACAAUAUGACUCGCAGUCGGACCACUGGACGCGCCUCCGACCGCUUCUCAUCGGCUCCUUCAACUACGGGAUGGUGUCGACGCCUUCUGGCAAUCUGCUGGUGUUCGGAGGAAGGAGGUGGAGCGACGGACAGGAGGUGGUAGUGAGGAGCGUGUUGGAGUACGACACGAAGAAAGAUCGAUGGAGAGAGAUCUGUCAGCUGCCCAGACCUCUGACCGGGACUGAGUGCACUCUGCUGCCUCUACCGGACUAAAGCUCACACAGUGUAAGAAAACUUCAACAUAAAAGUGAGGAUAUAGUCUCAAAAUGCUGAGAACAGGGCGUGCAUGAUUUAGAUAUUUUUGGUUUUAACCAUGAAACCACUGUUUCUAGUCCAGUCGCAUUAGAGGGGAUCAGAAGGAAGGGAAAUAUAUCCAACAAGUACAUUUUAAAGAAGUAGAGUGAGCUUCUCCAUAACUACUAAUAGUUUGACAUGGAAACGAUACCACUCUAUUAAUCUUCUCUAUACCAAUCUACUCCCAUAAGUAGUAGUAUAGCCUAGAUUAGAUUAGCAUAAAAACUGGUAACAAGGGAACUCUUGCUCUGUACAAAGGUAACCCUCUUGUUGUGUUCAUUUCUCAGGAACAGCAAUAAUGUUCACGGGUCAAUUUGACCCAGGGCAUGUUUAAUUAUCCAAAAGUGUCAGAAACUAAAAAAUCCCAAUAAACAUGAAUUAUAUUUCAUUAGUAACUCAAUUACUAACCAUUGCAAUCAAUAUUUAGUGCAAUGCUGUUCUUUAUCUCUCACAGAUCAUAGUUCAAUGAGGAUAAUUCACUCCUUUUUCACAAAAGAAUGAAUGUUAUUUUUUUUAUGUACAUCGGAAAGACCUACAUAUAAAAUACAAUGAUUUAACAUGACA